Messenger RNA from Penicillium verhagenii, 2646 nucleotides. Its product is annotated as glycoside hydrolase family 18 protein. NCBI's taxonomy places the organism in Eukaryota, Fungi, Ascomycota, Eurotiomycetes, Eurotiales, Aspergillaceae. The transcript has 9 exons. The record is from RefSeq and is a predicted model, not a curated record. The coding region runs from base 1 to 2646 and encodes 881 amino acids. Gene Ontology annotation, biological process: carbohydrate metabolic process. Gene Ontology annotation, molecular function: chitin binding; hydrolase activity, hydrolyzing O-glycosyl compounds.
AUGCUCAGGAUCGACAGCCAAGCAAAGACAUACUAUGAGUCUUGGUCCCUUGAAAGAGCCUGCGAUGGCGUUAGCCCUGAGGAACUCAAUCUAGCAGGCUUCACGCAUGCCAAUAUGGCAUUUGCUUACUUUGACCCAUCAACAUUUGCUAUCACUGCCAUGGACUCGACUAUGUUAUCUUUAUUGAGCCGAUUCACGGGUAUUAAGUCCAACUAUACUAACUUAGAAACCUGGAUCUCUGUUGGCGGCUGGUCUUUUUCUGAUCCCGGUUCAACAGAAACAGCCUGGUCUACUAUGGUAUCAACAUCAAGUUACAGGGCAACUUUUAUUACCAAUAUCAUACAAUUCAUGCAAACCUAUGGAUUCGAUGGUGUGGAUUUGGACUGGGAAUACCCAGGAGCAUCGGACCGUGGCGGUAGUUCAGAUGACGGAGCCAAUUUUGUUUCUUUGGUAAAGGAGAUGCGAGCUGCCUUUGGGACAAAAUAUGGAAUCUCGGCGACACUGCCAACUUCCUAUUGGUAUCUUCAAGGAUUCAAGCCCGUGGAAAUGGAGAAAUAUGUCGAUUGGUUCAACCUUGUAAGUCCAUAUAUUGCACCACACACCAACCUUACUGAGAUUGAGGCCUCGCUAGACCUGCUUUGGCGGGCAGGAGUGACACCAGGGAAGAUAGUUCUUGGACAGGGCUGGUAUGGUCUGUGCGAGUUCACCACCGGAGGAAACGCAGGUUCCUGCACAGCAACAUCGGGUAUCCUGUCCAAUGCGGAGAUUCAGGUCAUUAUCGACACAUACGAUGUAACACCUGUCUAUGAUGAGGAUGAUGCAGUGAACUGGAUUGUUUGGGAUACUAAUCAAUGGGUGAGCUAUGAUGAUGCCACAACAUACAAGCAGAAGCUGUCUUUUGCCAAUGACCUCUGUCUUGGGGGGAUGAUGGUCUGGGCGGCGGACUUGAACAACCAAUCCACGCAGACAGGUUAUGGCUCCCAGGCCGAUACAGGCCUCAGCCAGAAGGUUACCGACUACUCAGUCCAGCAGUCCGUCAAUACUCAGGCUAGUUCGGCGUGUUACACGUCAAACUGCGGAGUUGAUUGUAUGUCGGGGUAUACUGGCGUCACCAAUAUGAAUGGGCAGCCGGGCUACUUGCCUACGGCGGAUGACUGCCCAGGCUCUGAGCUAGAGACCCUCUGCUGCGCAUCGGGUACAAAACUUGGUACUUGUACUUGGCGGGGGUGGAGAGGUGUGGGCCUACCCUGCUCUGGUGGAUGCAAUUCGGGAGAAACAGUCGUCGCACAGAACACUAAUUUCCAUGAUACUGUCGAUGGUAAAUUGGAGGUCCGCACGUGCAAUGGCGGUCUUCAAAGCUACUGCUGCACUGACUUUGUAGCACCUUCAUCUCUAAAGACAUCAAACUUAGAGUUGGAGGAGGACUACAAAGUCGAUCUCAACCCCGUUGUCAGCGUCGUGGUUGCUACUGUGACCGAAGUGCUCGCUAAUGCCGCCAAAAGUGUUAUUGACGCGGUCGCUACCGAUUUCUGCGAUGUUGCAGUUCCAAUAUUUCUUGAAGAAGUUUCCGAUAUUGAACUUGCUAUUCCUAUCAUUGGAGAAAUUCUGAUCUUAGGCGAAUGGAUCGCUGAGCCUGAAAUUCUCAAGGGGUGUGAAGACUUGAUUGAGGAUGGCGGAGACGCCGUGCUUAGCUGGCUAGGGUAUACCUCUAGCCUGACUGUGACCGAUAUUACCGAGACUAUCACAGAAACAAGCACCGAGGAGCAAGAGUGUUCACCCACUGGCUGCUCGGGCGGCAGCUGUUUGUUGAAGAAGAGAAGUAAAGUCAAACGAGCUGCACCAGCCCAGCAACUGGAUGCUCGGGCAACGGACACACCUUAUAUUCAUCGUCGUACAUAUGAUUCAACAUUCGGAUAUCUGAAUAAACCAGCUACGGGUGAUCUGGACUCGUGGACGGCAUCUGUUUUUGAGGAAGGAUCUCCAUCCAUUUUGACCCUGCAGCUAGAGAAUCCGGAAAGGAAGUCUACAGCACAAUUUAUCGAAUUUGCUGGAAAAUCCAUGUUUGCCGCUGUACGUGGCCUGGUGGGAUGCGUCUCUGUUGUGAUCGCCUCACAAUGCGGAGUAUACAUGACGCAUCAUUGGGAGACUUUUUUUAAAACAUCUUUCACCGCCGAACAAUUUGAAGACUACAUUCUUGAUCCCUUCGAUGCAACAACAGCUUCAUCGAACGCGGACUGGAUCAGUAUUCCCAUGCUGCCAGAUGGAUGUUUUAGCUCAACCUAUAAUGUUCAGGUUAUAAUUGUGACAUCAACUACAGGUUCAUCCCCCGAGGCGCUCCGGACGACCUCUAGAUACCUUGACAGGGUCCAAGACAUCGCGGAUACGGUGGCCGAUGCACUUGGCAUAGAUGAAAGUGAUAUCACAACAUGGCUUUAUAAUCGGCAACUUACAGAAAGUAACGAUAACGACGAUGCAUAUGGCAAGAUCGUGGUGACCUUCAACCCCGAUGUUUUUAAGGACGGUGGUUCAAGGGCUGCAUACCAGGUUUGGGGCGGCGGACUUGUGGUGGAUGGAGUUGCCACAAGCUCUAAUUCACAAAUUAACUCGCCGAUGUUGUCAGAUUACUGGAGUAACGAAGUUUCAUAA